AUGGCGUUGCCUAAACGAAUCAUCAAGGAGACCGAGCGUCUCAUGGCAGAGCCAGUUCCUGGCAUCAACGCCGUACCUCACGAAGAUAACCUGCGUUACUUCGAUGUCUCCAUUCACGGACCGGCACAGUCUCCAUACGAAGGUGGCAUUUUCCGCCUCGAGCUGUUCUUGCCAGAGGACUACCCGAUGACUCCGCCCAAGAUUCGCUUUUUGACCAAGAUCUACCAUCCCAACAUUGACCGCCUGGGGCGGAUUUGCUUGGACGUCUUGAAGAAUAACUGGUCUCCCGCUUUGCAAAUUCGCACGAUUCUUCUCUCCAUCCAGGCUUUGCUGGGAGCCCCCAAUCCUGACGACCCGCUUGCCAAUGAUGUUGCUCAGCGCUGGAAGGAGGACGAGCCAGCAGCGAUACAGACUGCCAAGGAGUGGACUAGAACCCACGCAAUGACUUAG
Aspergillus luchuensis is the source of this 450-nucleotide messenger RNA. RefSeq names its product E2 ubiquitin-conjugating protein UBC13 (gene UBC13). Bases 1 to 450 code for a protein of 149 amino acids. Gene Ontology annotation, biological process: protein K63-linked ubiquitination; DNA damage tolerance. The record is from RefSeq and is a predicted model, not a curated record. Gene Ontology annotation, molecular function: ubiquitin conjugating enzyme activity. NCBI's taxonomy places the organism in Eukaryota, Fungi, Ascomycota, Eurotiomycetes, Eurotiales, Aspergillaceae. Gene Ontology annotation, cellular component: nucleus. The transcript is spliced from 4 exons.